AGUGCAAUAAAAUAAUAAUUUCGUGUUUUUUUUUUCAUAAUUUAAUAAAUCCAAAAGAAAAUCAUCAAAUAAAAUGGGUUCACCUGAAUUACCUGGUGAAUCGAAUGAAGAUGAUCUCCGUCCAAGUCCAAUGCAUAUAAUAAAUCAAGGUGGAAAUAAUAGUGAUGAUAGCGAUGGCGAAGAUGGCAACGAAUACGAUGGUUACCAGCCACUUCCCAUCACCGACCAAGGUGAUGACUCAAUGGAAAUUGAUAACAAUUUAUCAGAGCCAAUAACUAAUGGAGAUCCAAACUUCCCAAAUGUUGAAAGUAUUGAUGCUGAGGUUGAAAGAGAAGUAUGGAGUCAACCACGUCCCCGAGAACUAGAUCUUGAAUUGGAUAGUUCUAGGACAGAACAGAUAAUGUCUGCAAUGGCUGGUAUCACCUUACCAGAUGUUGCAAUACCCGAUUGGGCACAAGGUGUGCCCGAGGAACGAUGGAAGGAAGACCUCCUCGAAAGGAUACGACAGCGCAAAGAUAUCUCACCAAAUACAAACACAACAACUCGUAGAACAUCAUAAGUAGUUUUUUAUUCACAAUAUUAUGAGUGUCCAUCUCACAGAAGCCAACUGUUCCGAAUAAUAACAAAGUGUUAAUAAGUCCCCAUAAGUGUUACAAUUAAAAUAAAAUAUUUAACAUAAA
This is a messenger RNA of Episyrphus balteatus (marmalade hoverfly), 680 nucleotides long. RefSeq lists its product as uncharacterized. Gene Ontology annotation, biological process: spermatogenesis. The record is from RefSeq and is a predicted model, not a curated record. The transcript is spliced from 2 exons. NCBI's taxonomy places the organism in Eukaryota, Metazoa, Arthropoda, Insecta, Diptera, Syrphidae. The coding region runs from base 74 to 559 and encodes 161 amino acids.